Amorphotheca resinae ATCC 22711 is the source of this 438-nucleotide messenger RNA. RefSeq lists its product as hypothetical. Lineage: Eukaryota; Fungi; Ascomycota; Leotiomycetes; Helotiales; Amorphothecaceae. The record is from RefSeq and is a predicted model, not a curated record. The transcript is spliced from 2 exons. The coding region runs from base 195 to 425 and encodes 76 amino acids.
CGCCGACAUUCAUGGGCCAAAUCGCCAACAAGUGGUCACAUGAUGCCAUCCUUUCAGAAACCAAUAAACUCCAACAACAAUACCCUGUGUACUGCUUAUACAAGAGCGUCCCGUACGUCGGCAUGGCGGCACCUUCCGACUCAACCAACUGCUACGACUACGCGGACAAGCUCUGGGACAUCAUCAGCAAAUAGAUGGAGGAGCCACGCCACACACAGAUUAUUUUUCAUUCUCUGUACCUACACUUCAGUAUGAAUUGUUAUCUAGCAUUUCUGUGCAGGAAAUCAUUGGGUCGGCGAAGGUGGAAGAGGUAUAAAAACUGGGAAGAGAGUUUGAGAGCGCAUGUUGCAUCUUUGGAGUUCUGCGGGUUGUUGCAUCUAUGGAGUUUUCGCGGGUUAGAAAAAAAGAAAGGGGGGAUCAGUUAAAUUCAAUCUUAUC